UCAAGAUGAUCAUUUUAGGUCCGGGAAGUCCUCCAGACAAAAUAAGUGUUCGUCCAGUUUUAGAUGGAUUUAGUGUUCAUUGGGAGCCCCCCUUAAUUCCUAAUGGUGAUGUACUUGGUUAUUCAAUUUAUUGGAGCAGUAAUCCAGACGCUGACCUGGCCGAAUGGUCACAAAAAAAUUUUGAUUCUGAUGCUCGUGGUGCCACCAUUACCGAUCAGCAGGAACAAACGCCUUAUGUCAUCCGUCUUCAGGCUUUUGGAAGUCACGGACCUGGUUUAAUCUCGCCAAGUUAUGAAGUAGUUACUGGCCUGAAGCAUAUUCCUUUGAAUGUUUCCAUUCGUAUACUCUCGCCAUCAGUUCUACCAGAAGAAAAGGAAGGAGGAACUUUAGUUGACCCUGACCAAGCUAUUAGUUUUGAAUGUGUUACUGAUGGAAGACCUCAACCAGUUGUUUCUUGGUCUUGGAUUCCAUUUGGUAAUACUAGCGUUGGCUCUUCUCAUUUAACGUUAAAACCUGAUCCAUCUACCUUUCAUCGUUUCAUUAGUGCCCCUGCAGAGGCGCGAACUUUGACAAGCAGAACUUUGAUUUGUGAGGCGCGCAACGACCAAGGUCAAGUCCGGGAUGGGCAUAUUUUUCGAGUAUUAAGACCUGGUGGACCUCCUGUAGAGCUUGGUUCUUUGGUUGAAAUUGACAACAGUAUAAUACUAAAUUGGAGCCCUCCAAUUCAUCCAAAUGAAAAUCUAACUGGCUAUAUUGUUUACAUCUCCCCAGAUCCUAAUCUUCCUCUCGAACAAUGGAGAGUAUUCACAGUAGACGCAAAACAACCACAGCUUACUUUACCUCGAGGUGAAUUACAGCCCCAAACCCCUUACUAUGUUCGAGUAUCUGCUGAAAAUCCGCAUGGCCGAGGCCAGCUCUCUGAUAUAUCCCGCUUUGUGACACUCAGUGGUGCUCCUAUUGACGUUCCAACGGAUCUGUCUGUCCAUGUUGAGCCUGAUAAUACUAUUCGCGCCAGUUGGAUUCCACCCAGCCAACCAAACGGAGAAUUAAAACAUUACACGGUUUACUUUAUAGCGGAAGAUAAAGCUUUAGAGAUGCCUGAUGCUGAUGAAAAAUAUCACCGCUGGCCGAAUGUACAAGUACCUGCAAAAGGAGACGAUAUUGGCCAAGUAAUACUUGACAGGGAUACUCACGUUAUUCUGCCAAAUACUGUAUAUCGAAUAAGAGUAACUGCUUCAAAUGAGCUCAGCGAAGGUCCAGCUACACCAAAAACGUUCUUUCGUACAGGAUCUGGCGAAGUGGCACCAUCAUUAAAGCUUGAACCUCCAGAUAAUCCGGCGAGUGUAAAACCUUUGGAAGACUAUUCGGUUAUUUGUGUAGGUACAGGUAUCCCAGCCCCGGACGUUUGGUGGACCCUUGGCACAGAAGUUAACCGUCAGCAAGGAGGUUCUCAAUUAAGACUUAGUAAGCUUAGCAAGGAUAUUGUUGCUGUUUGUCAUGCGCAAAACAAUGCUGGAGUAGAAGAGUUAACUCUCAAUGUUCAAGUUAGAGGUCCAGGCACUCCUCCAAAUGAAAUUGUUGCUAUUCCAUUACCUUCGCAAAUACUUUCCAUUGAGUGGGCGCCGCCUGAUGAACCCAACGGAAAACUAACUGGUUACGUUUUGCAUUAUGCUGAGGUACCUGAUGAGAAGACUGCACCAGCGGAUGAUGAUUGGAAUACGGUCCGCGUUGGUCCAGAUGCAAACAAAUAUCAAUUAGAGGCUUUAAAGGCUAAGACGAACUAUUGGGUUAGACUACAAGCAAUUUCAGAUCGAGGGGAGGGCAUUAUCUCGGACCCAGUAAAGACACGUACACUCCCUUUGGCACCAAAGGCACCAGAUGUAAUGCCAAUUGAAGUGCACCCAAAUAAUACCGGCAAGUUACAUUUCUUAAUUGAAAUUUACCCAUACAUACAUAUUAUACAAUUUAAGUUCUUGUUAAAUUCACACCUUCUGAUGAUCCAGAGGAGGAGGGCAAAAAACUAUAAAAUAAUAUACACCAACGAAGACCCAACACUAGAAGAUACUAAAUGGAAGGAGAUUAUUUGGGACAUACCGCAAGGAGUUGAUCCGAGUAAACAAUUGCAAGUUUUCAUUGAAGGUUCUUACUUGGAUCCAAAAACAAAGUACCAUGUUAAGGUGAUCCCGAUUGGUGUGAUCGAAGGUCCUCCUUCUGAAUCACAAGAUUUUGACACUCAAACUGGUGUUGUUCCACCUGAUCAGCCUCUUAUUCAUGUAGAUACGGAUAUUCUUAAAGUGCCAGCCGGAACAGAUUACACCGUUGAAUGCUCAGCAAAUGGUUAUCCCCCUCCCAAAGUAUUCUGGACAGAUGUUGAUGGAAAUGUGGUCAGCGAAGGUUCUAUGCUUCGAGUGUUCGACAUCCGCCAGAGCACAGACUAUCUUUGUGUGGCUGAAAAUCUUGGUGGCAGAAAAGAAACUUCAUUCCGCAUUUUUGUCUCUGGGCCGGGAUCAGCGCCGGAAAUGAGUUUAUCUAUCACAAAGCCAAAAAGUAUACUCGCUAAAUGGGAUCCACCCACUUUGCCUAAUGGAAAUAUCACUCGCUAUAUUGUUUACUACACACCGCUUGAUGAUCAGACAAUGGACCUCCUUAUUGGGCAAGUUCCUGCCAAACCUAUUUCAGAAUGGAUAAGUGCUCAUCUUUUGGGACCAGCUGCCACUGGACCAGGCCAGAAGCAAGCGUUGCUCACAGAUUUUAUUGAGGCUGAUACUGCAUAUGCUGUUGUGGUUCAAGCAGAAAAUCAGGACGGGCCUGGUCCUUACUCCAUUCAACAUAACAUUCGUACAAUGUCAAGAAGCAGAUCUUCCCCACCUACACAUGUAUCUGUAGAGCCAAUUAAUCAAACAAGUGUAGAAGUUCAUUGGCGCUUAGAAGUUAAAAAUGGCGAAGAGAGCCCAAUUGGUUAUGAAAUUUACUUCGUACCUGCAGAAAAAGAAAUUGAAGAAGAUGAGUUGCUUAGUAUUCCAAGCUGGACACGUGUCAAUGUUCUUGAUCCAUCAAAGAAUAGUCAUAUGAUUUGGAAUAUGUUUGAGCCAGAUUCUGAAUAUGUUUUCAAAAUUAGAGCUUUGUAUCAAAGUGGACCGGGCAUUUUCUCAGAGCCUUGUAUUGCCAAAACUUUGCCUGAUGGAGAUGCUCCAUUCCUUGUAGUUUCAGCUGGAGGCCGUGGAACGGAAGGACUUUCCGUUAUUCGCCUUCUGCCCGGUAGUGAUUAUACUGUUUUUUGCCGUGCUAGCGGUAGACCUCAACCUGCUGUUCGUUGGAUCCGCGGUGGUGAGAUUCCAAUUGAUCCAUCAACUGUUAAGGAGGAUGAAACGGGAACAAAAUGGUCUCUAUCAUUGGAAAAUUUUACCGAACCUAGUAUAUUUAAUUGCGUUGCUCGAAACCCUCUCGGUGCUGCAAAUUGGACAAUUCAACUAGAAAUGGUACAGGACCUCCGACCAGACUGGCUAUCUAAAUUAGUGAGGCCUGAAGUACAUAAUGGACAGCUUUUACUACAUUUCCCUGAUUCACUCCCCGAUUCAUUACGCCGACCCAAUCAAUGGACUUUGCGAUAUUCUGAUAAUCCAAGCAAAGAGAAAAUACUUUGGAGUGUACUCGAAAGCGAAGAUCGCCCUUUAACAAGUAUUCCAAUUAAAAGUCCUGCUGAUCCAAUGCAGCCUGGUCUAAGUUAUCAUUUGGUAAUUGAAAACCCAACGGAAGGCGUUAGAUCUCCAGUUUUGACAUUAUUGGUACCAAAAGCGCCUUCAGAAUUAAGAGUUGGCUCAAAUAUAAACGAUGAAAUGGUUGUUGAUUUUCGACCAGCAAUUACUUCAUCUCUUGUUGAACAAUAUUUAGUCAAGUAUUGGCCAGCGGACAAGGACGUUAGUGCGACCGUAGCUCCAGAAUCUGUUAUUCAAACUAUAUCCAUUCCUGGUGAUCAGCCUGUCACUGGCAUUCGCGUUCCUGAUCUUCCUCGAGAUUCUGAAUUUUAUUUUCAAGCCGUUGCUAUUUUAUCUGAUGGUCAGGAAUUAGCCAGCACUCCUGUGAUAAUUAGAACCCCGGCGAAAGAAAUUCGUUGCGAUUGUUCACAUGCAUGCCGGUUGCUGGAGACUGAUUCAGUUGAGGUUAGAAUUGAGUGUUAUUGUCCUGCCGGGUGGCUACUAUCUUCAGACGGAAGGACUUGCAUGCAGAUUGAACCAACUACAGGGCCUGCUCUUGAAAUUUCGCCCACUUUCGAGCUUCUUCCAGAACAGGCUCUUGAAGGAAAAGUACCUUUAAUUAGUCAAAUAACUCCUUUGCAACCUUUGAUUGAAGUAACCGCUUCUUCGCCUUUACCUACAGAUGAAUAUGGAAAUUUGAUUAUUGCCGAUUUAGAGGAUCAUAUUCCACCACAUAUUUUACCAACAGAUGCAGUUGGACGUGAAAUUCGUCCAGUAGUAUUUUUCAAUGGAACAAAACUACGCUUAAAUGAAGACGGAAAUUAUUUAGAUCCAUUGGGCAGAAUUGUAGCCAGGGAUGAGGAACAACGGGCAUUGGGGCCAGAUGGACAGUUAUUGAAAUUAGAUGUCAAUGGGAAUUACGUCUAUCCAUUAUUGGACAAAUAUGGUGAGCCAAUCCCAACUGAUGACAGUCUUCGACCAUUAUUUGAAGUUGUUGAUGAAGAAGGAGUUCACUGGCCAAGAGACAAUAAAGGCCAUGUUCUGGGGCCCAACAACCGUCCUAUCCCUACUGAUAUAACUGGACAAUUUAUUGGACCCGGUAGUUCUCCACUUCCAACUAACUUCUAUGGUCAAUUUUUAAUGUCACGAAGAGAAGAUUUGGUUGUGCCAACGGAUGCACUUGGUUACCCCAUUUAUCAAGUGGUUUAUCCUGAUGGCCAACCACUUCCAACAUUGAUGUCCGGGCAAUUUAUUAAUCCAGAGAGAGGUGUAGAAUUUAUGAAGGACGAUCAAGGCAUACCUUUAGACUCCCAAGGAAAUCACCUUAAACAAGACGAGAAAGGGAAUUUUGUUUUCCAGCCUGUUAUUGAUCGUUAUCCAGAUAAGGAUUUGCCCGAGAAAAUAACUGAAGAAGCUUCUAUCGAACAAUCAACAUUACCAACGGAUUGGACUCCCGGACAAAAAUUUGAAACGACUAAAUUGACGCCUAUUUCUGGUCGACCGGACAAGGUGGUUGAUGGGCAUGGACAGCCCCUCUCUACAAGUUUAGAUGGCCUUUUACUCGGGCCAGAUGGUUCACCCCUUCCUACGGAUGCAGAAGGACAAUUUGUUUUAUCAUGGGGACAGGAGAGAGAAGAGCUUCCUUCUGAACCAACAGCUCCUAUUUCGGAAAUUGGUCCAGAUGGAUUACCACAACCAGAUGCUGAUCGACAACAAAUACAUCCUGCCUUUCCUGAAAGCAAGGACCAACCUUCGUUGGAGAGUGAGAUGAAAUGUAAUUUGAAAGAAGCUGUUCUCGAUAUUUUGAUUGCAUUUAAUAGUGAAUUAAUUCAACCUUAUGGCGAACAUUUACGUCGCGCUAUGACUGAAUUAUUGAGCCAUCUUGACUUAGCUGCUGAUAUUGCACGUGUUGGCAUUCUUCACUUUGGUAAAAGUGUGAUCAUUCCCGUGAGUCUUGGAGGAUAUCAUGAGAUUAACCAAAUGCUCGACCAAAUUGACCGAAUGCAAUCUGCCUCCUCAGCACUGGGAGUACCUGAUGUUUCAGCCGUUUACCAUGCAGCCAUACAACAAUUUAGCAGUUUUGGCCGUAACCAAAACAUUCCAAAAAUUCUACUUGUGUUUAGUUCAGGAGAAGAUAUAUUUUCUGAUACUACUGCAAGGGACUUACUUGCUUCUCACGAUAUUUUUAUUAUUCUAGUCGGUCCGAGUAGUUAUGACUCAGAAAUAGUUGAAGAAAGCAGUGAACAUGUGCUUGUUAAUAGGUGGGAAUUACUGGAUGGCAAUCGACUUGCCAACUAUCUGGAAGCAGCUUGUGCGCGUAAGGCGCUUAAAUUACCGAAAUCACGAACAAAAUUUGUAACCGGGAAAGAUACUAAAGAAAUUAGUACUAUACCCCCAAUCAUUUUUCCACAAAUAGUACCCAGUUCAGUUGAUCAUUGUUUGGCACUCCAAGCCCGCAGUAGUAUCGUUCUAAUGGUUGAAACUUCCCAAGAAAGUUCUAGCCUACAUUCUGAAUUAAGACAGAUACUUCUUCAAUUUAUCCAUGGAUAUAUAAAAGAAAAAAAUCCACAAAUUGGCAUUCUAUACUAUGGUGAUACAGUUGAUAUUGGAGUUGAUGUUGACCAACACAAUUAUAACGAAUUAGAAGUUUCUGUUAAGGAAAUGCAUUUUAUCGGAGGUGUAUCCAAUCCUUUGCUUGCUAUCCGGACUGCUCCGAAAUUGUUGGUCAAACUUGGUACCGACACUAUUAAACUUGUUAUACACAUUCAUCGGAACAAGCUUAAACGUGAACAUGAAAGCGAGGUAAACAAAAUUGUAAAAUCAGAGAAUAUUGCUUUGUUGGAUCUUUUUUAUGAGCGUUGGUCUCUACUGAAAAAUUCUGAGCCUUUUUGGAGUCAAAAAAUUUGCAUGUUAGAAGCGUUAAUUGAAAGGCUUGAGAAUACUGUACCCGGAGAUAUUGAUAAAAUAGUUUUCGAGCAUUCAACUGAACAGCCACUCAAAAAGACACAUCAUGCAAUAACUUGGCCAGUAACUACACCUGUAACGAUUGAACCAAGAAUUUUGCCAACUGAUCAUAUGGUUUCGUCCUUUCCAGUAUUGGGACCUGAUGGUCAACUAAGACCAACAGAUUCUGGAGGGAAUUAUCUUGAUUUGGAAGGUUAUCCUCUUCCAUUGGACGAGUUAGGAAGGCCGAUUGACUCAGAAGGAAGAUUAUUACCAACAGAUUCUCAAGGCCAUUUUCUUCUUCAUAGCACUAGACCUGAUCAAGUUCUUGCUACUCGAAUACCACAAUCAUCUCCAUUGCCAACAGAUGAGUUAGGGCAUGUCUCAAAAGACCGUGAACCCGAGGUUGGUAGAGGAGAAAUGGCAUUGCCAACAGAUCAGACAGGAAAAUUCAUCCAUCCUGUAAUUGACUCUAAUACCGGCGAGCCAUUGUUGACUGAUCAACUUGGAAGAUAUUUGGAUAUCAACGGUGAAUUAUUACCAAUGGACGAUUUUGGUCGUCCAUUAGAUCCUAUUAAUGGCCGAUUAUUACCUACUAAUGAAUUUGGCCAAUAUAUUUAUACUGCACCUACUCUGACCUCAAGAGUAUCUUCAAUGCCAGAAAUUGGACCUUAUCAAAGUCCAAUACCGGGGAAAACCAAAUUUCCCAAAGACGAAUUUAGUGCAGAAAGAAUUCCCGUCGUUGACAAAUUUGGCAAACCGCUACCUACAGAUCAAUCAGGACAAUAUUUGGGAGAUAAUAAUGAGCCACUUCCACUGGACAGCUGGUCAAGACCUCUUGAUGUGGAUGGAUUGACUCCAUUACCAACAAAUAGGCACGGUCAAUUUGUCUAUACUCCUGCCGAAAUAACUCCAACAAUUUCUGGCCCAUUAUCUCCUUCUCCCAUUCCAACUGAUCAAUGGGGUAUUCCUAUCACCCCUGACGAAGGAGAAUCCACUAUUCAAUUAUUGCCAACGGACGGAACAGGAAAGGAAAUAUUUCCAGUGAUUAGUGCUCAAAACGGACUCCUGCUUCCACGAAAUUCAGAAGGUCGUUAUCUGGGUGCUCGGAAUGAGCUAAUCCCUAUUGACGAUUUUGGACGUCCACUAGAUUCUCUUGGGCGAGUAUUACCUAUAAACGAAUUUGGCCAAUUCAUUUAUACCGAGACAUACAAAGAAAUAACCCCAACUCUUAACUAUGCUGAGGAAAUGGAUGGACAAAAACAACCAAUUUGGCUAUCGCCCGAUUCUGGCCAACGACGAAGAAAUGGAAGUUCUGACGGGCAUUGUUUCAUUGAAAAUUUCAUCGAACUUUUGCUAAUAUUUGACACAAGUGCAAAUGUGAAGAUUCUUGAUUAUCGGAUGAUGAAAGAAUCGAUCAAGGGUUUUCUUCUUGAUCAUUUUGACUUGCGACCGAAUCUUGGGGUGAGAGUAGGACUCUUAAAAUAUGGUGAUAGUGUUGAAGUUCCUGUUGCUUUGGGCGACUAUGACAGUGAAGCCGAAUUAUUAGCGAGGAUUGGUGAAACGAGACGAUUGAAAGGUGAACCAAAUUUACCUCUUGCACUAAGGGAGGCGGCAGGAGAAUUUCAAUUGUCUGGUGCGGGUGAUGCGCUUCGGAUAGUUCUUGUGUGGAAAAGUGGCAAUUCAAGUGAUUCUGAUAUUAUUCAAAUACAAGCGGCAGCUGACACUCUUCGACAACAAUAUGGAGCUAAAAUUCUAGCCAUAACAGCUGCGGGUCAUUAUAGUAAUGGAGAUAUUGCAUUAACCGGCGCAGAAGAAUUAAUAUUUGCAUUUGAUGGAUGGAGGGAAGCUAAACCUAAACGAUUAGCGGAAGUAGCCGAUAAAAUUUGCGAGUUUAUGGUGCCAACUUCCAUUAUGCCAAGUUGGCCAUCAUUUCGACCUAAAAAUACUCUGCCCCCAAAAAUUACUUUGUAUCCAAGAGAUUGUCGUCGCAUUGAUUACCCGUUAGAGUUUAUUAUUGUUUUGGAUGCAGCGAACUUUGAUCGUUCCCAAUUCAGCAAAAUUCUUGAAAGCUUAGCCACUUUGGUAGAUGAAUCUUUUAAUCUAUCGCCUGAUGUUGUACGUGUUGGACUAAUUGUUUACAGUGACAAGGUUGCUGUUCCGGUGGCCCUUGGCAAUUACGACGAUAAGAUUGAAUUGUUAUCCAAAAUGAGUGCAUCUCCGUUAUUUUCCGACCCUCCGGCUAUUGCUCUUCGUGGUUUGGAGGCAGCUGGUCAACAAUUUAGGUUACAUUCCCGGCCAAAAGCCAGCCGUGUUUUGUUGAUGGUUACUAACGGAAAGCAUAGAGGAAAUGCCGCACCCCUGGGACAGGAACUGCGAGAAAAUCUUCAUGUAGAAAUCUAUUCUGUAGCAAUUGGCGCCUCUUCGGAGCAAUUGGCAUCUCUUCAGCGAGUUAUUGGGGGUCCAAAACUUGCUGCUGAACGAAUGCUUCAAUUAGAUUCUGUUGAUGAAUUAUCUGAUCCUAGUAAACUGGCUUUUCUUCGCCGUUCACUUUGUUCAAGUAUGGAAAGUGAAAUGACAACUCAAGAAUGGAAACAUUAA
Messenger RNA from Meloidogyne enterolobii, 9239 nucleotides. NCBI's taxonomy places the organism in Eukaryota, Metazoa, Nematoda, Chromadorea, Rhabditida, Meloidogynidae. The record is from the annotation of a GenBank genome assembly.